UAAUUGAUUGUGACGAUUCCGUGAAACUGACCAAACAAGUUCUAUAUUGUCAAAAUUUGAUGUACUUCAUAAGUAUAAAAAGUGGACGAACUCUGACCAGUGCAUUAUUAGCGGCCAAGUGUGACUGACAAGUGUCUUGUGACAUAAUAAUAACCCUUAAGAAUGAAGGUGUGUGUAGCACUUUGCGUAUUAGCCCUGACCGCAGUGGCCCUGGGCCGACCGCAGUCCCAGUACACGGAUCGUUACGACAACAUCGACCUGAACGAGAUCCUUAACAACCGGCGGCUGCUGGUGCCCUACAUCCAGUGCGUGCUAGGAGAGGGCAAGUGCACUCCCGACGGCAAGGAACUCAAAUCUCACAUCAGGGAAGCCUUGGAGAAUGACUGCGCGAAGUGCACAGAAAAUCAGCGGGAGGGCUCUCGUCGUGUGAUUGCCCACCUGAUCAAGCAUGAGCAGGACUAUUGGGCCAAGCUGAAGGCCAAGUACGACCCCUCGGGCAAGUACUCCAAGAGGCAUGAGCAGGAGUUGGCCGCCGCGACGGCCUAAACUUGUGACAUCUGUGGUCUUGAGAUUAUCUUCAAGAGCCCGCGCUACGAAAGAAAUUCAAUAACGAUGUGGAAUUGUCAAUAAUUUGAUGGCUCACGUUCUUGUUGUCAGCGGAUGUGGCGCCGACUCUUAACAACUUUUUUAAAUAAUUUGUUUCCUAAAGCUCAUUUUUAAUAAGUAAGUUCUUGAAAUAAUCAUCACACGUAGACUUAUAACA
Molecule: messenger RNA, 763 nt
Organism: Plodia interpunctella (Indianmeal moth)
Lineage: Eukaryota; Metazoa; Arthropoda; Insecta; Lepidoptera; Pyralidae
Product: allergen Tha p 1
Exons: 3
Coding region: 163-546 (127 amino acids)
Source: RefSeq, a predicted model, not a curated record